AUGGCCAACCCAUUUUCGUGCACGAGCUCAAAUUUUGGAGUUCGCAAGCUCGUUGCGCUGUUUCUUUAUGUGUCGGGAGACUUCGUUCACGACAUUUCAAUUCUCCUAAUUAAUCAGAUAAUCAAUCGUUCGGGUUUAAUGGUAUGGACAUUCAGCAUCAGUGACUUCAUUAUGAGAGCUAGUUGCACUUCCACCGACAAUAGCUUGAGAUUUCCUUGUAUGCCACACCAGCACAUUUCGGCCCUUAAGUUACCAAUUAUUUAUCGCCUCAUGAUCGACGAAGGCCAUAAGCGUAUCGAAUGUGUCUAG
Plasmopara halstedii is the source of this 309-nucleotide messenger RNA. RefSeq lists its product as uncharacterized. The record is from RefSeq and is a predicted model, not a curated record. Bases 1 to 309 code for a protein of 102 amino acids. Lineage: Eukaryota; Oomycota; Peronosporomycetes; Peronosporales; Peronosporaceae. The transcript has a single exon.